Molecule: messenger RNA, 1142 nt
Organism: Alosa sapidissima (American shad)
Lineage: Eukaryota; Metazoa; Chordata; Actinopteri; Clupeiformes; Clupeidae
Gene: rnaseh2a
Product: ribonuclease H2, subunit A
Exons: 9
Coding region: 36-968 (310 amino acids)
Biological process (GO): mismatch repair; DNA replication, removal of RNA primer
Cellular component (GO): ribonuclease H2 complex
Molecular function (GO): RNA-DNA hybrid ribonuclease activity; RNA binding
Source: RefSeq, a predicted model, not a curated record
AGACAGACGCUGGUCGGGUUUCAUUGUCAGCCACCAUGGAUCUCAGUCAGUUUGAAGAAGACAACACUGUCAGCUGCCGCCUGUCUUCCCCGAUACCCGACAUAUGCAAAACCGAAGACUGCUGCCUGGGCAUCGAUGAAGCUGGCCGCGGACCGGUGUUGGGGCCCAUGGUUUACGGGAUAUGUUUCUGUCCUGUGUCGAAGAAAGAGGACCUCAAGGGCCUGAAACUAGCAGACUCUAAGACUCUGACAGAGGAGCAGAGGGAGAGUCUGUUUAAGAAGCUGGAUGAGGCCAAGAGCUUUGUGGGCUGGACACUACAGGUGCUCUCACCCAACACUAUCUCCACCAGCAUGCUGCAGAGGACAAAGUACAACCUGAAUGCUCUGUCUCAUGAUGCUGCUAUUGGGUUGGUGCAGUACGCUCUCGACUCUGGGGUGCAGCUCAAAGAGGUGUUUGUAGACACCGUUGGUCCUGCGGAGAAGUACCAGGAUAAGCUGUCCCAGCGUUUCCCCGGCGUGGAGGUCACCGUCAGGCCCAAAGCUGACUCCCUCUUCCCCAUCGUCAGCGCUGCCAGCAUCUGCGCCAAGGUGGCCAGAGACCAUGCCGUGAAGGGAUGGAAGUUUCUGGAAGACCUGGGGGAGGUCGACAGCGACUACGGCUCCGGCUACCCCGGCGACCCUAAGACUAAGAGCUGGUUGUUGAAGUAUCUGGACCCGUUGUUUGGCUUCCCCCAGUUUGUGCGUUUCAGCUGGAGCACAGCGCAGACACUGCUGGACAGCAAUGCUGUGCCCGUCCACUGGGAUGACGAUGAAGAGGAUGGUGAGAAGGCCGCCGCUCGUCAGAACAAUGCGUCCAUGUUGUCCUACUUCAGCCGUAACACGCAAGCCAGCGGAGAUAGCAGCAGCGCAGGCAGAGAAGCACACAGGUUCUUUACGGAACGCAGGCUACAGAACAUCAGCUCUUUAUAAACACACACACACACACAAGCAGCAGCGCAGGGAGAGAAGCACACAGGUUCUUUACGGAACACAGGCUACAGAACAUCAGCUCUUUAUAAACACACACACACACACACACACAUACAAACACAAGAAACCCAACACACACACACAUAUACACACAUACUACUGUAUAUACACACA